CCGACCAGCAGAGAAGCCUAUAUGCAUUUGCAUUUCCAGUGUAGAGCAGCUGGUGGCAGCCAAGCCUCCUUUCAGUCCUCUGCUGUGGGAGUUCAUGAGGAAUGUUUAUCCAGGAGGCAUCAGCUGCAUCGUCAGCAAAGGAGACUGGCUUUUUAAACUAGGAGUAGGAGCAGCUUAUGACCGUGUUGGUACCAGGGACAGCAUCAUGAUCCGUGUCCCUGAUCAUACGGUGACCUGCCACUUAUGUGACAUGACUGGACCACUUGCUAUCACAUCAGCCAAUCCCAGUGGAGAACCAGACAGCACCCACCACAGCAUGGUCAUCAAUCGACUGGGACACAAGAUCCAAGGGGUUCUCUGUGAUGGAGACUCCAAUGAAGUUGUUGCCUCAACUGUAGUCAACUGUCUGAGAAUUGAUGAAGGUAUCAUCAGCAUUGUAAGAGAAGGCUGUGUCCCUGCGGUUAAAGUCCAGCAGAUCUUUGAUAGGCUGAAAAACACAAUGUUGUGAGAUUCAUAAAGAACCUCAUCAUGAUUUCCUGUAAAGGUCAACAUGUUUGUAAAAACAUCGUUGUCUCUGCAAAAACUAAGUCAUGUGAUAUUUAUUCAUUCAAAUGUUGUAUCCACUCUAAGUUAAAGAAUUUUAGCUUAGAUAAAGUUAUGUGAUCCUAAAACUGCAAAAACUGGAUUUUUGUUUGAGAUUACAUAUUUGUAUGAGAAAAAAAAACUGUAAAUGUGUAGAUAUUUAGCAAUGUAUUUGAAAUGUCCUCUUUGCACACAUUGUUACUGUUUAACU
This is a messenger RNA of Cyprinodon variegatus (sheepshead minnow), 793 nucleotides long. RefSeq names its product putative threonylcarbamoyl-AMP synthase. Gene Ontology annotation, cellular component: cytoplasm. Gene Ontology annotation, biological process: regulation of translational fidelity. The record is from RefSeq and is a predicted model, not a curated record. Gene Ontology annotation, molecular function: nucleotidyltransferase activity; double-stranded RNA binding; tRNA binding. NCBI's taxonomy places the organism in Eukaryota, Metazoa, Chordata, Actinopteri, Cyprinodontiformes, Cyprinodontidae. Bases 95 to 508 code for a protein of 137 amino acids. The transcript has 4 exons.